ACCGGAUAUUUGGCUGUCUCGUCCAUUUACAGCAGAAUACUGGUAGCACCGCAUUACUGGAGGGAUUUUGCAUCCUGUUUGAUUCCACAAAGAGGUUGACGAUAGUACAAGGUGGUCAAUCUUUGCCGUCAGCUCCCGCCUCCUUCGUAUCCCCUUCUUUGGCCUGUGCAAACCGGAGUCGUACUAAGCAGAGCCGAACUUGGUGUUGAAUCGCGCUGAUCUUUUGGGAGCCUUUAUUGUUCAACUACAUCUUUUGCCAGCUUACGCUUUCUUCAUACCUGCUACCACCUAGACAGAACUCUAUUACGACCUAUCACUACCAACCAUGGUUCAGGACUGGACGCGGGAUUCACUUCCCCGUCACCAGACGUUUCAACCUCAGUAUUAUUCUACUGAUACGGCUACGCGGCAUCAAUCUUUCUCGUCAGAGAGAUAUUCCUCUGAUGUCGUUCAGCGACACCACCCCUUUCCACAGGAGCGCGUUGGCGUAGAAACUGAUAAUGCUCGUUUCCAAGAUGGCAAUGACUCGCGCCGCCAUUUGAUGUCAAUCGACGAUGCUCUUCGAACGCAUUGCGGUAUUGUUGCUAAGCAUUAUUUUGUCACUGCUAUUACCGACGAUGGCGCCACUAUGACCUUUUUCAACCCUACCACUGGGCGUGGGAUGAGCGACAACACGAUUCGCCAAUUUUUUGAUGUUACUAAAUAUCGCCAGGUUAUGGCCCGUAUUGAUUCAGGUGCUGAUCCUAUGUUGGACGAUUACACUCUCGAGGACGGCUUUUACGGUCGUUCCGCUGGGCUCAAUCGCAGUCGAAUGGACCGUCGCCGCAACUCUGCAUUCGGAGAUUGGAGUGGCAGUCCUGUUCGUCAAGGCCGCAAGCGCCCCAGAGGAACGCGGGCUAUAAAUGAUGAAGACGAUCUUCCCAUGACCGUUUCAUCUCGCAGGUGCAUCAAGAUUGGCGACUCGGCUGCUGUUUGGGGCUUUUACGAACAGCGGUUCAAGAACUGCCAGCAGACGGCCUGCAAACUCAUUGCCAAGGCUUGGGUCAAGGCAGUGGAGCCCAAGAAGCAAUCAACGCAUCCUUACACUGGUAGCGAUGAAAAGGCACCAGGAUGGUGGCCGAAAGCGUGGGGUCCCACAAAGGACGACAAGGUCCGGCAUAAAGAGCCCGAUCAUUUAUACAAGCGAGAGCGUGUCCACCUUCUCGCCCACAUCCUCAGGCUGGUCGUGGAACCUAACCACAAGCAGCAUACUGAAAUCCAGAAGCUUGGCCUGAAUGUGAAGAAGCUUGAUGAGACCACGAAUGAAGCGCUGUCAUCCUUCUUCAUGGAUAACGAGGCAAAUGCCAAGAAGAAGCCGUUUCUUACUGAAAUCUUCAAGGUAGCUCGCCUGGAGGAGCGGUACAAGAAUGGCGAAAUCGAUGGCACAACUGAAGUCUACGUCAUGGCAGAAGAUAAAAUGCCAGAGAGCUACGCUUCAGACCCUGAGGAUGUUGGCUUUAUCAAGGACGAAGAGGAUCAUGAUGUAUCCAGGUCCAAACCUCCAGUUUCUCAGGGCUUGCCGCACCCAGUAUCGGAGCCCAGCUCUGCCACGAGCAUUCGUGGAUCAGCCUUCAUUAAUGAUUUAACAGCGCGGGCCAAUACAUUCCCUCAGUCAAUGAUUUCGGACAUUCCCCCUCAGCAGCAUACAUUCGUCGAGGGUAGCGCACUCUCCGUCCACAAUGGUCAAGCAGUAACCACUGCUACCACUGCAGCCGCAGCUGCUACUGGUAACCUUACUCUGGAUCUGGUUGCCACCUCUCACGAUGCCAGCCGACGACCAUCGGUGUUCAGCGACUACGCUAGCCCAGGAGGGAACUUGUACCCCCAACAGUGGCCACAGGCCUCGGCGACCACCAGUGGAUCCUCCAUGUACCAGUAUAGUCAGCAGCAAACGGCUGCACAGCCAGCAACAUUUGUGAGUUCCGGGGUGUCCAUCACACCUGGCCAGCCCUUCAUGCCGAACUCUUUUGAUGCACCACAUCGCAAUGAAUACGACCCAAACGGAAACGCGAUAUUCCGAUCGGGUGACCUGUCACAAACGCCUCCCGUUAAUCAGCAGCAAGGCUACAAUUAUGCAAUGUCCAAUGAUGCGCGUGGAAUGAGGGUCAUGGCCCAAGUUGUGGAUAGCGCUGGACAUCGCCAUUCCCUCCAAUAGAGAAAGAGAGAGAAAGAGAGAGAAAGAGAGCGAAAUGGGCUAGCAGUAUCAGCAGGCUGCAGGAAGCGAACUUGUAAAGCCUGGCUUUAUGCGUAUUAUACUACGUACAGGGGUCUGGUCUCGGCAAAACAGAGCGCGGUACGCACUGGAACGCAUAUUGACCAAUAAUUGUGAUUGGAUCUUUCUUUUCUUUUUUCUUUUCUUUUCUUUUCUUUUCUUUUCUUUUCUUUCUUUCUUUUUUUUUUUUCAUUUUGUUUGGUUGUUAUCAAGUCGGUCUAUCCUUGGCGUUUAGUGGACCUCUCAGCUCUCUGUAUGGGAGCGUUCCUCUUUGACGAUUCAUGUCACGGGCGAUACAGGCGGUCUUUGCUUAUGCUUUAUCCCUGGAGGUUUCUUUUCCUUUUCUCGUUGAUGCCC
This is a messenger RNA of Trichoderma asperellum CBS 433.97, 2608 nucleotides long. RefSeq lists its product as uncharacterized. The record is from RefSeq and is a predicted model, not a curated record. Lineage: Eukaryota; Fungi; Ascomycota; Sordariomycetes; Hypocreales; Hypocreaceae.